Molecule: messenger RNA, 1200 nt
Organism: Lasiosphaeria miniovina
Lineage: Eukaryota; Fungi; Ascomycota; Sordariomycetes; Sordariales; Lasiosphaeriaceae
Product: SUR7/PalI family-domain-containing protein
Exons: 2
Coding region: 1-1200 (399 amino acids)
Biological process (GO): fungal-type cell wall organization
Cellular component (GO): cell cortex of cell tip; plasma membrane
Source: RefSeq, a predicted model, not a curated record
AUGGCGCGCUUCCCCCUGCUCAACUUCCUGCCCGCUGUCUUCUCUCUCUUCUCCUUCGCCUUGAUCCUCGUCGUGCUUCUUGCCGGAGUGAACAACACAUUAUCGAAUGUCUUCUUCCUCAAGACCGACACAACCAAUCUCAAAGUGCCCCCAAAGCUCGGGAACUCGACCUUCCUCGCCGGCCUCUCGGCGGUCUCGGGCACCGACUUCGUAGGCCAAGACGCCACCGCAGCCUCCCUCGGGCUCGCCAACACGUACACGAUCGGCGUGCUGGCCGUGUGCGGGCACUUCGCAGACGGCUCCGUGUCGUGCUCGCGGCCGCAGUUCAACUUCUGGUUCAACCCGGCGACAGACCUGCGGCUCGACAGCACGUCGCUGCAGGGGAACUACCCGCCGGGCUACCUGAGCGCCAUCUCGGACUACUCGCGGCUUAACCGGUUCCUGCCGGGCGCCUACGUGACAUCUGCGCUCUUCGUGUGGGCCGCAUCGCUCGCGGCCUGCUGCUCGGCGGCCCUGGCCGCCGUCGUCAGCGUCAUCGCCACGGUGGUGCUGCUCGCCGCCAGCAUCGGCGGCAUCGUCAUCUUCAAGCACCUCAACGACGCCAUCAACGGCAACUUCGCCGCCUCGGGCCUCAGCAGCUCCCUUGGCAGCAUCCCCACCGCCCUCAGCUUCGUCGCCUUCGCCUUCGCCCUGCUGAGCUCCAUCGUCUACGUCAUCCGCGCCCGCGACGAGAGCUCCGGCCGCGGCAGGCGGCGCGGCGGCGGCGGCGUCGAGGCUCGCAGCGUCGGCGGCCCCGAAAGCGGCUACGGCCCCGCUGGCCCCGCGACCGCCAUCCCCGGCGAGAAGCCCUCCGGCGCUCGCGGCCUGUUGAGCCGCCUGCCGCUCGUCGGCGGCAUGGGGCAGCAGCGCUACACGCAGAUCGAGAAGCAGCAGGACGCCGCCUCUCAAAAGGAGCCCAUGCUCGCCGCCGCCGGCGGGUCUCCUGAUGGCAUCCGCCCCAAGCGCCUCGAGGAGGACUGGGCGGCGCCCGAUGACUUCUCUGCCAAUAACAAUAGCAACAACGGCAGCGGCCAGCCCGGUGCCCGCUCCGCGGCCCCGCCCGGUAUCCCUUUUCUCAGCCUCGGCGGCAACAAGCCCGUCAAGGACCUGAACACGGCGUACGAGCCGUACAGCAGCACCACGACGGGUACGGCGCAAUAG